CUCAAGGUAAUGUACGGUUGCUUCUCCGUAGGCAUCCUCGCAAAAUCCUCUCUUUCUCACAGUAUCACCCAAAAAUCUCAGCUUUCCUUUUCAGUGUUGAUUUGGGCAGCUGUAGGAAUCGAGGGGAUAUCUCUUCUUCUUUUCAAUUCCGAAAGGUCAUUGUUAUCUUCCGAAAAAUCAACAUCAUAAUGACACAUUUACUUUCAACUUCUUGCACUGUUAACCUCUCCCCAGCCAUAAAAACCCAUUUUAGACCACAAAAUAAGAGCACUAGCAGCUGUUUUUCUUCAUUUUCAAGCCAUACAUCUCCAAUCUUCAAAUCAUUUAGGAGAAAACUUCAAGGAACAAAUACUAUUUUUGCUACAGCUGCUCCUAUAAACCAAGAGUUUGAACACGUUCCAAAAUCUCUAUCUUCAACAAAUUCAAAUGGUCCUAUAUCCAAACCCAAAAAGGUGAUGGUUAUCGGUGGCGAUGGAUUUUGUGGUUGGGCUACCGCUCUCCACCUUUCAAAUAAAAACUAUGAGGUUGCUAUAGUUGACAGCCUCGUUCGUCGUUUAUUCGAUCAACAGCUCGGCGUCGACUCACUUACACCAAUAUCUUCCAUACAAAACCGAAUUCGUCGAUGGAAAUCUCUUACCAGCAAAACUAUGAAACUAUACGUUGGAGACAUUUGCGACUUUGAGUUCCUCUCCGAAGCUUUCAAAUCCUUUGAGCCCGAUGCGGUCGUGCACUUUGGCGAGCAAAGGUCUGCGCCGUAUUCAAUGAUAGAUCGAUCGCGAGCCGUUUUCACUCAGCAAAAUAAUGUGAUUGGAACUCUAAAUGUUCUCUUUGCCAUUAAAGAGUUUGCUGAGGAAUGCCACCUUGUGAAACUUGGGACUAUGGGGGAAUAUGGAACUCCAAAUAUUGAUAUUGAAGAAGGCUAUUUAACAAUAACACACAAUGGAAGAAGUGAUACAUUGCCUUAUCCUAAACAAGCAAGCUCUUUUUAUCACUUGAGUAAAGUACAUGAUUCACAUAACAUAGCUUUUACAUGUAAGGCAUGGGGACUAAGAGCGACAGACUUAAAUCAAGGUGUGGUUUAUGGAGUAAGGACCGAUGAAACUGAGAUUCAUGAGGAGUUAUGCAACAGAUUUGACUAUGAUGGUGUGUUUGGGACGGCAUUGAAUAGGUUUUGUGUUCAGGCUGCAGUCGGGCACCCUCUCACGGUUUACGGCAAAGGGGGUCAAACCCGUGGCUAUUUAGAUAUAAGAGACACGGUUCAGUGUGUAGAACUCGCUAUUGCAAAUCCAUCCAAACCCGGCGAAUUCCGCGUUUUCAAUCAAUUCACAGAGCAGUUCUCCGUAAACGACCUCGCUCGCCUUGUGACCAAAGUUGGUGAAAAACUUGGCCUUGAAGUUCAGACAAUUUCUGUGCCGAACCCUCGAGUUGAAGCCGAAGAACACUACUACAAUGCGAAACACACAAAGCUUAUUGAGUUGGGACUUGAGCCGCACCUCCUCUCUGAUUCUCUUUUAGAUUCGCUGCUUAACUUUGCCAUCCAGUUCAAAGAUAGAGCAGAUCUUUCACAAAUCAUGCCAAAUAUUUCUUGGAGGAAGGUGGGAGUGAAGCAUGGAACAGCUGCAGUUCAGUUAUGAUGAGAGAGAGAUAGCUUUGCAGCUGUAAUAAAGUUGUGUGAUGUCAAUAUUAUAAAAGUUGACAUUUUGGCUAUUUUUGUAACUUAGUAUGUUCAUGUUUGGGAUAUUGUAAAUGAAGAGCAGCUAUUGAAAGUGCAGGGCUGGUGCUGCUGAUUUUAGCUAUAUAAACUUCA
This is a messenger RNA of Phalaenopsis equestris, 1807 nucleotides long. Its product is annotated as UDP-sulfoquinovose synthase, chloroplastic. Lineage: Eukaryota; Viridiplantae; Streptophyta; Magnoliopsida; Asparagales; Orchidaceae. Gene Ontology annotation, molecular function: UDPsulfoquinovose synthase activity. The coding region runs from base 189 to 1634 and encodes 481 amino acids. The record is from RefSeq and is a predicted model, not a curated record. Gene Ontology annotation, biological process: glycolipid biosynthetic process; sulfolipid biosynthetic process. The transcript is spliced from 4 exons.